AUGUCAGACAUGACACACUUCACCUCAGUCUUUCGUGCCCAGUCGCUCCAUGAUCGACAUCAGAAGCGCGUGAUCAAACGUAAUCGUCAGCCUGUAUCGUGUCUGGCCUGCCGCGCCCGUAAGCUGAGGUGUGACCGCGCGCAGCCAUGUGGAGCGUGCACCAAGCGAGGCGACGGGGAUGCAUGCAAGUUUGGAGCUGGUAGUCCCGGCGAUGCUGUCGGCGACAAGGUAAUUGACGGUGGAACUGCUCUCCGAAACCACGAUCCGAGGGGUAAAAAUGAAGUGGGCAAUCACGGGGGGCAGCCACGUCAGGAGGUGCAGUUCCGUCUCCAGAAACUGGAAGACUUGGUCCACGAUCUGGUGAAGAGGAGCGCCGGUCCGGCCAAGAAUCGGAACGGCGCCGUUGCUCAUGAUGCUCCGACUCCGCCUGACUCGGAACCCGGUCGUGGCAAAGGAUCCCCGGUUUCGGCGCCGGCAGAUGAAGAGGAGACAUACUACGGCGCGACCCACUGGACCGCGCUCUUACAUCACAUCCGCGAGAUCCAGACGGCCCUGAAACCGGACCACACGACCCCUCCAGAACCGCCGGAAGGCGGUGCAUGCUCCAUUGGCCCCGACUUCCUUUUCGGCGCCGUCUCGCCCGCGAUUUCCUUGAAAGACGUCGUUGCUAAUCUGCCCCCGAAACAAGACACAGAUAGGCUGCUGGGCGUCUACUUCCAAGCCCGCUUCACGGCCGUUCUCUUCAUCCAUACCGGCCGCUUCCAGCGUGAAUACGAAACCUUCUGGACGGACCCCGAGAGAACGAGUUUCCUCUGGAUCAGCAUGCUCUUCUCCAUCGUCGCCAUAGCGACGAUCAUCGUCCGCGGAAAGGGUAGCGUUGGGGCGCUGGGGCUGAGCAGCACGCUCAAGGAGCCUUCAGCGUAUAACAAUUACGCGAUAAAGUGCCUUAUCAAGGGAGAUUACCUCGCAGCCAAAAUGUACUCUGUUGAAGCGACACUAAUGGUUGCUUAUACGCGAAAUGUCGCAAGUAAGGACCUGGACCCGAAGCUGUGGAACAUGUUCGGCGUCGCGAUAAGACUCGCCCAGCGGAGGGGUUAUCAUCUCGAACCGAAGCACCUUCCGCGUUCUAUCACGCCGUUUGACGCUGAGAUGCGCCGCCGUACGUGGUUUUACUGCGAGGCGUUUGACCUUCUGCUAUCGUUCCAGCUAGGUAUGCCUGCCAUCAUACACGAGGGCGACAGCGAUGCCAGUGGGCCAGGGAACCACCCCGACGAGGACUUUGACGAGUUCAUGGUAUCCAUGCCUCCUCCUCGACCGCCGUUGGACCCGACGCCAGUACUGCACUAUCACUAUAAAUCCAAGCUCUGCCGGAUUCUGAGGAGAGUUAUUAGGCAUGCGCUUGCACCUACCGAGCCCGCUUAUGCGGAUACCUGCGCUCUCGAUAAGGCAUUGCACUGCUGGCGCGCCGAGCUGCCCGCAUGUCUCGUCGUGAGGCCCAUCAAAUCGACGAGCUUUUUGGAGCAGAAUUACACAAUAAUGCACCGGCUCAUGCUGGAGUUGAUGUACAGCAAAGCUCUCUGCGUGCUCCAUCGUGCGUAUUUAAGCCGGGAAAAGAACCAGCCAUGUUAUGCAAAGUCGAGGGAGACAUGUCGUGGAGCCGCCCUAAGAAUUUUGGAGCUGCAUGAGGAGUUUGACCGCGAGUCAAGCCCAGGUGGGAGGUUGUUUGAGGACCGGUACAUGCUCAGCAGUCUCACACUGCAUGAUUUCAUGAUUGCGGCCAUGGUUGUCUGUUUGGAUCUGAUUGAGUGUACGGAUACCAGGUAUGCCCGUUCGCACGAACAAAUUGUCGGGUGCCACAGGUGCUGA
Messenger RNA from Colletotrichum truncatum, 1866 nucleotides. RefSeq lists its product as uncharacterized. The record is from RefSeq and is a predicted model, not a curated record. NCBI's taxonomy places the organism in Eukaryota, Fungi, Ascomycota, Sordariomycetes, Glomerellales, Glomerellaceae. Gene Ontology annotation, biological process: DNA-templated transcription; regulation of DNA-templated transcription. Gene Ontology annotation, molecular function: DNA-binding transcription factor activity, RNA polymerase II-specific; zinc ion binding; DNA binding.